UCGUGUGCGUGCGCAGCAGGUCCACACGUUGUUUUGGAUUUUCAGUAAAAGCAUGUGGGAAGGUCUUUAUAAAGAAGCCUUUUCCCUAUGUUUACGUUAUUACAUGUUAUUUUCAUGUGAAGUUUUCGCGUAGAUCUCAUUUUGAACCUGUGCUUGGUGUCAGUUCGACCAAGCGUCAACUUUAUCCACAACAAGCCGACGUUUGAAGAAAGCUAAGUGGCUAGCUGAAGUAGCAGCAUGGCAGCUGUAGUGGAGCUGGUAGCUGGAAGCUACGAGCAGGUCGCGUUUGGUUACCGAGUGAAAACGGAUGAAGAAGAGUGGAUAUCCAAAGCAGACUUCACUCAUCACGCACACACGGCUUCCAUAUCAGCUGUGGCAGCCAGUGAGAGGUUUGUUGUAACAGGCAGCAAAGAUGAGACCAUACAACUGUAUGACAUGAAGAAGAGAAUUGAGCAUGGCGUUUUGCUUCAUCAUGAUGGCACCAUCACCUGCCUGGAGUUUUAUGGGACGUCUCAUUUGCUGAGUGGAGGAGAGGAUGGACUGCUGUGUGUGUGGAGCACGAAGAAGUGGGAGUGUCUGAAGUCCAUCAAAGCUCACAAAGGACAUGUCACGUCGCUGUCCGUCCAUCCAUCUGGGAAACUUGCACUUUCAGUUGGCACAGAUAAGACUCUCAGAACAUGGAAUCUGAUUAAUGGAAGAUCAGCAUUCAUCAAAAACAUUAAACAGAAUGCACACAUUGUGCGAUGGUCUCCAGAUGGCAAUAAAUACGUGGUGGUGGUAGAUGACACGGUGAACAUCUAUGACCUGGAGACAGCCUCCGUGACAGGAACAAUCACAAACCCCAAAAGAAUCUCAUCAAUUAAGUUCUUAAAUAACUCCAUCCUGGCCGUUGCAGGAGACGAUGAAAUUUUGAGGUUAUGUGAACUGGGAAAAGAGAAAUCAGUGUGUGAGUUCAAGGCUCAUGAAACCAGGGUGAAAGCCGUUGACAGUUUUGAUAUGGAGGAUUACUGUGUGGUCGUGACAGCUUCGAAUGACGGAUUCAUCAAAAUGUGGAAACUUCUUCUUAAAGAGGAGCUGGAUCCUCCCACCCUCCUCGGCGAAGUGAACACAACAGCCAGACUGACAUGCCUUGCUGUGUGGAAACCUUCAUCAGUGCAGCAGAUCACUGAGGAACCAGCAGCUCAGGCCACAACAUCUGAAGAACUUGCCCAAGAACUUUCAAAGACCAAGAGAGUUCGCAUUACAAUGGAAGAAGUCAUUCUAGAAGAUGAGAGUAAGCCCAAAAAAAAGAAAAAGGGCGGUGGAAAAUAAUGUGACGACAAUAAACAUCUUUUAAUAUCUA
Molecule: messenger RNA, 1342 nt
Organism: Solea senegalensis (Senegalese sole)
Lineage: Eukaryota; Metazoa; Chordata; Actinopteri; Pleuronectiformes; Soleidae
Gene: pak1ip1
Product: PAK1 interacting protein 1
Exons: 10
Coding region: 238-1311 (357 amino acids)
Molecular function (GO): protein binding
Source: RefSeq, a predicted model, not a curated record